Molecule: messenger RNA, 2245 nt
Organism: Mytilus californianus (California mussel)
Lineage: Eukaryota; Metazoa; Mollusca; Bivalvia; Mytilida; Mytilidae
Product: tether containing UBX domain for GLUT4-like
Exons: 18
Coding region: 3-1949 (648 amino acids)
Molecular function (GO): protein binding
Source: RefSeq, a predicted model, not a curated record
CAAUGGCGACUGUACAGGUUCUAUGUCCAAAUGGAAGACGGCAAAAUGUGAAAAUAACACCCAAUACAAAGUUGCUGCAGGUACUAGAAGAAGUUUGUAAAAAGCAAGGAUUCCUACCACCAGAAGAUUUUAAUCUAAUUCAUGGAAGGAAGACCCUAGAUGUGACAUUAUCAGUAAGAUUUGCUAACCUUCCAAAUAACUGCAAGUUAGAAUUGGUUAAAUCUGAGAAAAGUCGUGUUGAACAAGAAGUAGUAAUAGCAUUACAGUUGGAGAAUGGAGAGAGACUGCAGGGAUCAUUUUCCCCAACCAUUUCAUUAUGGGAACUGUUACUUCAUUGGGAAAAUAAGUCAGAAAGUUUAUCAUCAGGGCAGUUGACAAGUACAGAUUCUACCAGUGUUCCACCAACACAUCCUGUCUGUAUUUAUAUGAGGGAAGAGGUAAUUGGGGAAAUGGCUUUAAAAGAAACAAGCUUAAGAAAACUUGGCCUAACAGGAGGCAAAGCUGCAAUAAGAUAUGCUCAAAGACCAGUUGAAGAUAGUGUUUUAGCAGACAUAAUAUCUAAAUUAGAGAAAGAACAAGUAAACAAUGCUAGACUAGAACAGAUAGCUGCUAGACAAAAUUCUCAGUCAGAUCAACCAAAAGAUUCAAAAUCUACUGAAAUAAAAGCAGAUCAGAAUGUGCAAUCUAAUCAACCUGGAUUAAAACCUGAAACUACUCAUAAUGAUGAAAAUGUCUCAAAACAAUCAAAUGAUGAAAAUGAAAGUAAGAAAUCCCAAAGUAAAAGUAGUGCUAAUAAUUCAGAACCAAUGGAAACUGAUAGUUCAGAACAUGUGACUACAGUGAAUCAAUCAAUGGAUGUAGAUAGGACAGAAAAUACAAUUAGUGAUAAUAUAGUUACUGCUGGAAGUAGAAAUUUAAGUCAGAAUGGUACUGAUCGUAGAUCUCAGGCUGAGGCUAUCAGACGAGGGGCUGAAGCAUUGAGGAAUAUGAAUAUACCUGGUGUGGAAGUUAUUACUCCUGAUGAUUUUUACGAUUUAACACCAAGAGAACAACAGGUUGCACGUCAGAUGGCAGCAGCAUAUAUGUCACAGAUUGGGGUAGAUGUUUCACAGAUACGACAAGGUGUUCAAUCAGCAUCAGGACAGAGAAGACCCCCACAACAACAGUCAUUUCAGGGAUUUAAGUUCCCAGAAGAAACAAAAGGAAAAGAUUUAUAUCAAAAUGAAUUAAGCUCUGUAAACAAAGAAGAAUAUAAGCCUUGUGAUAGAGAGACAAUGAUAUUUAGUAUGGACGAAGUGAUCAAAUCAACUGGUGCUAACCAAGAAAUUUCAGAAGAUUUUUUUGAGGUGACAGAAAAGGAUGUGAGAACAAUGAUGCAGGAUUUACAAAAGAAAAAUGAAGAAGAACAGCUUUUGAUGACCCAAUCCAUGAGAAGACAAAAGUUAGAGGAACAGUAUAAUAAAUAUGAAAGGGUUGUUAUUCGGAUACAGUUUGCUGACAAACUUGUUCUUCAGGGACUGUUCAGACCUAGAGAAACUGUGUUUGCCAUCAAGAAGUAUGUUAAAAGUUACCUUGAAGAUAAAGAUCUGAACUUUUAUUUGUACACAGCUCCACCAAAAAAACUUUUGAAAGAUAAUGCAGCUACAAUGAUAGAGGCCAAGUUAGCUCCAGCUUGUGUUGUUUACUUUGGAGUAGAGGAAAACAAAGUUUCAGAGCAUUAUCUCAGCCGAGCUGUGUUAAAAGAAGUAGGAUCCAGAAUUAAGGCUGAUGAAGUAGUCAGUAAAUGUUUUCCAAAGGAAGAUACUCCUGGGGAUGAAAAUACACCAACAACUAGUGGAUCAAGUUCACAGCCAAACAAAAGAAGUGCUGGAGAUAGACCUAGACAACCCAGAGAUACAACAGAACAGAAACCAGGUGUACCAAAAUGGUUUAAAGUUGGUAAAAAAUGAACCUAGUGAAAAAAUUUGUUUAUGAGGCUGAAGACAACUUGUUUAAAAGAGGUCCUUGUUAUGGAUUAAACCUCACAGAAAACGGACAGUUAGGGAUAUGAAGAAGCAAAACAAUAUACAGUUAUCCAACAUAUAAUGUGAUGUCGGCUUGUGAAUUUAAGCUUUGUAGAUUUUUGCCAAGCAAGUUGUUAAACCAAUUCAGAACACUUCUAGACUGCAUGAACAUUAAGUUUGCAAUUCAACAAGACAAUUGUUAUGGAAAUCUUGUUACUAAAUAAAUUAAGUAAUUGUUAUAA